Molecule: messenger RNA, 998 nt
Organism: Urocitellus parryii (Arctic ground squirrel)
Lineage: Eukaryota; Metazoa; Chordata; Mammalia; Rodentia; Sciuridae
Gene: Ufsp1
Product: UFM1 specific peptidase 1
Molecular function (GO): deUFMylase activity
Source: RefSeq, a predicted model, not a curated record
AUGUCUCGGGCCGAGCUCCCUCCCCCGCGGUGCCUUCGCCCCUCUGGGCUGCCAAUAAACUGUUACAGCCACCGGAAUUUGCGAGAUUGGGGAGCCGAGCGCUGCCCACGGCGCCUGCGCUUAGGGCCCCGUCCCGCCGAAUCUCGCGCCUGCGCAGUGAGACUGGCGGAUCGGAGCACCAGUGCAUGCAUUGGAACCCGGAGUUCUCCCUGCGCCGCUGAAAAGACGCAUCUGGCCGCCCUGGCGCCGCUGAAGGACGUCCACCUGGGCCUAGCCCCGCCUUGCCGAGGCGCCGCUCGCCUGGCCCUCCUGUCGGGCCACUACCUCUACUAUCACUAUGGUUGCGACGGGCUGGACGACCGGGGCUGGGGCUGUGGCUACCGUACUCUGCAAACGCUGUGCUCGUGGCCAGAGGGCCAGUCUACAGGUGUACCUGGAUUGGUCGCCAUGCAGGCGGCCCUGGAGGACAUGGGCGACAAGCCCCCAGGGUUCCGGGGCUCCCAGAGCUGGAUCGGCUGCGUAGAAGCCAGCCUCUGCCUCGCACACUUCGGAGGGCCCCAGGGGCGCCUGUGCCAUGUGCCCCGUGGAGCAGGGCUUCAAGGGGAGCUGGAGARGCUUUACUCACACUUCACUUCAGGCGGCGGCCCAGUGAUGGUGGGAGGGGAUGUGGAUGCCCAGUCCAAGGCCCUGCUGGGAGUCUGCCUGGGCCCAGGCACCGAAGCCUAUGUCCUGAUACUGGACCCUCACUACUGGGGCACUCCAAAACACCCUAGUGAACUACAGGCUGCCAGGCGGGUUGGCUGGCAAGAGGUAAGCACAGCCUUUGACCCCAACUCCUUCUACAACCUGUGCCUGACCAGACCUAACUCUGACAAGAAUCAGCACACCCUGGACUGAGACUGAUUACAUACAUGUGCUCUUAUUUACUUCCCAGAGGUGUCCCAGCAGAGUGGGACUGUCAGCAUCAAAAAUAAAGUGGCAAGGCCCAGCUAACCUCA